Purpureocillium takamizusanense is the source of this 3694-nucleotide messenger RNA. RefSeq lists its product as uncharacterized. The record is from RefSeq and is a predicted model, not a curated record. NCBI's taxonomy places the organism in Eukaryota, Fungi, Ascomycota, Sordariomycetes, Hypocreales, Ophiocordycipitaceae. The transcript has a single exon. Bases 648 to 3392 code for a protein of 914 amino acids. Gene Ontology annotation, cellular component: TORC2 complex. Gene Ontology annotation, biological process: TORC2 signaling.
CUCUCUCUCUCUCUCUCUCUCGCUCGUGUCAGCCCCCUCCCCCUCGCACAACUCCAGCUGCCUACACUUGCACAAGGCCGCCCGCGUUCCUCCAAUUCCUUUCUCUCAUACCUAUCCGCUCGCUCGCUUGUGCCAACCACCACCACCAACACCGCCCAACCACAACAACGCCAACACAGCUGACACGCCCGCCAGCACAGCAACUGCUGCUCCUGCUCCGGGAAAUGAAUACCAACUACUGGACCUUACCUAGUACUACUACCACCACUACUGUUACUACUACUGCGUACUACGACGCCAACGACACCUCGUCCCCGCCAUCGACGCUCCAUCCCUAACCACCUCAGACACUCGGCUGCUACCCACAUCCUCGCCACCCUCCCCUCGGCCCUCCUCCUCCUCCUCCGCCUCCGCCUCCGCCUCCUCUCGCGCCCAUCGCGCGCGCGCGCCAGCCCGCCGCCGCCUCCGCCGCCGUCCGGGGUGACCCUCGACACACACACACGACGCCUGGCCCGCCCUCCCUCCCUCCCUCCUCCCUCCUCCCUGCCUCCAAGCAUCUCGGCGGCCCUCGUCCCCAAUCAACGGCCUGAGUCAAAAUGUAACAGGCCCCACAGUCCAUCCGCGACACUACUACGACACUCCCUACAAUGCAGCCGCAGCCGCAGCCGCCGCCGCCGCCGUCGGCCUCGUCGACACGGCCGCAGCACCGGCCUCCCGGCAGCUUCUCCCCCUUGCCGAACGGACCCACGAGCCCGUCCGUCCAGGCCUCGUCGGCCGCCUUCUCCUCGUAUCAUCACCAUCACCCUCACCAGCAGCAGCAGCAGCAGCAGCAGCAACAGUCAGGGCCCCCGCGACGUCCGCCUCCCUUGCGCAUCGAUUCCUCGGGCAGCGACGACAGCAGCGGCCUAGGCAUCUCCAAGACGCGCCGGCAGCGCGCUGACUCCCCGGCCACGCCCAUAUACAGCCAGUUUGCAAGCUCCAACAGCUCCUCCUCCACUCUGCAGCAACAGCAGCAGCAGCAGCAGCAAUACCACCACCACCACAACUUCUCUCGCCCUGCGGCUGCCGCUGGCGCGCGGCUAGUGACGCCUAGCCUGUCCGCGGCGCCGCUGCUCAAGGGCCACUCGAGGAAGCACUCGGCCACGCAGGGCCUCUUCGACUCGACCCUGCCGUCGACGUCCACCUCGAACCUGUCCCAGCUGAGCAUGGCCCAGUCGAGCCAGGCGGCGGCGGCGGCAGCAGCAGCGGCCGCGUCCUCAAACGCCUCGUCCCUCUCCGCCAGCCAGAUGGCGGCCAAGGCGGCCGUCAUGUCGCACCAAAACACCGCGUCGCACGUGCGCCAGCGAUCUCAGACUGUCCCCUUCCCCGGCGGCGAACCCAACGACGCCCAGAGACGCGGCAGCGCCGGCAAAGGCCCAAUGAGCCCUCCCGUCCUGAGCCUCACAGAGGCGAGCGCCCCCCGCGACUCGUACUUUGCGACCGCCGCCGCCAACCACCACCAGCAACAUCACCAGCAAUACCAGGACCGGCACGUCUCGCACUCCCCCGCCGCCACCGCGGCCGCCAACGUCGUCUUCCCUCGAUCUGGCCACAACUCGCCCAGGGACAAGUCGAUCUCACCCCAGCCUUUCCCGCCCAUGCCCCCCCAACAGAUCCCUCCUCCCGUGCCGGACAAGGAGAAGCCGCUCCCCAAGCCGGAAAAGUCAAAGGUGAAGCUCUUCUCGCGCCCCAGCAAGAUCAGCAUCACCAAGGGCGACACAAAGGACAAGGCCCUGCCCAGCCCCGGCAAGAUUGGCAGCGCCCUCUCCGUCCUCCAGCGCGGCAACUUUAGCACCAGCAGCCUAGUAGACCCCCCGAACCCCUCCCUAUACAGCCUCAACAACUCGUCUUCAGCGACAAUCCGGCCCAUCGACUCUCUGACCGAGGACAAGGGCAAGGAGAAGGAGAAGAAGCACCACUUCCUCUCGCGGCAGAAGCAAAAGCUCAAGGAUGAAUAUCACCUCCCGCUGUCCUCGGCGGCGAGCAACUCGAAGCCGACGGACCCCAACGCGCCCAGCAGCCUGUACAACUUCAACGUCCCCGCCAGCCCCGCCCCGGGGGGCUCCAGCUUCGUCAAGGCCAAGAAGGACAAGAAGCUGGCGGAGCGGUCGGAGAGCCGCAUGGACACGGAGUCUCCCUUUGGUCUGCAGGGCGACGGAGCACUGCCGUCCCUGUCCCAGCAGUCGACGCUGUACGACCCCGUCGACCCGGGGAGGCUCGGGCUGCAGAACCACGUGUCCCUCGACGACGCCUGGCCCUACCUCAAGGCCAAGCUGCUCGUCAUCUUCGAGGGCGAGGACCUGCGCCUCCCCGUCGAGGACUUCAACCGCGUGGUGCAAAUGCACAUCAAAUGGUGCAUCCACAAGAGGUCCCCGACCGGCAUGCUCGACGACAUGCGCGACCUCCUCGCCACCGGCUUCUCGUCCCUCGACCGCACACUGCGUCUGACGCCCGAGGACCGUUUCGUUCCGACCCUUGUGGAGCUGUGGCUCUUCACCUUCACCUCCAUCCUGCCCUACAUGCAGUCCGUCUUCUUGCCACUCGACCUCGAGGUCUCCGGCCGCGGCAUUAUCAUGACGCCCGAGCAGGCCCGUGACUUUUGGGGCGGCAUCGUGACGGCGGCUCCCUCGGCGGCGGGGCGUCCGGUGCGUGUCGCCCCCGCGGGCGGCGCCCUCGACGUCCGGCGCCUGGUCCUGACGGCGUUCCGCGACAUCGUCAUCCUCCCCCGCUACGACUCGCUCAAGAGCAUGUUCUCGCGCCUGUCGCUCGAGUUUCUGCCCUCGUCGUACGCCAACAUGGCGCUCGCCUCCCCGCCCCCGCUCGACGCCAACCUCAACAACCUCUCCUCAUCGCCUUCCGAGUCCUUCACGAGCAUGGCCCGCCCCGGCACCGCCAUGUCCCUCGACCCCUCGGUCGGCUCCUACAACUCCACGAGCACCACCCUCCUGGGCGACGGCUCCGAGCGCGGCCGCAGCCGCGCCGUCAGCAACGUCAGCUUUGGCAGUCACGGGAGCGACGGCGCCGCCGCCGGGGCCGUGCGGCCUUACACCCCCUCGGGUGGUGGCGGUGGCAGUGGCGUCGUACAGGUCCUCAGCAGCGUGCGCGAGCAAAACGUCGACGACUCCAAGCAGGUGACCGACAUGGUCGGCCGCAUGCUGCAGUGCAUGAGCGUCCUGUCCGGCCUGGGCAGCCUGGGCGACGCCGACGACGAGGGCAACAGGAAGGUCGUCGAGCUCUGCAAGAUGCUCAAGCUCAAUUGGCUGGGCAGGGGCAGGACGGGCCGCAACCGGAGGGGCAUCGUCGGCGGACGCGUGAGGCGGGACGACCUGAGAGAGGAGGUGCGCGUGAUUUAACAAUGACAACUACGAAGUGUCACGACGUGAUGUAUGAGAGACAGGGAUGACGGUCUGUUUUGUAUUUGGCAUGACUACGAGAUUCCAUGGUUUUGGGGAGUUGUGGUCUAGGAUAGGCAAGCCCAAUACUAAGAGGCAGCACGGUUGUAAAAGGUUCACGCAAGAGGCACACUGGGCUUGAAUGGUCAUGAUUAUUGUCUUCUCUCUUGUAAACAUUGGAAUAGCUGUUACGAAACAUGCACGCGGUGGGACCUAAAAACAUCUUUGUCGAGUUAGCCUCGUUGUCUUGUCCAGAAGUGGAG